This is a messenger RNA of Cryptosporidium muris RN66, 978 nucleotides long. RefSeq names its product DHHC zinc finger domain-containing protein. The record is from RefSeq and is a predicted model, not a curated record. Bases 1 to 978 code for a protein of 325 amino acids. NCBI's taxonomy places the organism in Eukaryota, Apicomplexa, Conoidasida, Eucoccidiorida, Cryptosporidiidae. The transcript has a single exon. Gene Ontology annotation, molecular function: palmitoyltransferase activity.
AUGAGCUGUUGUGAAGGAUGCAUCACUACUUCAAUUAAAAGCUUUGAACUCUUUGCAAGAUGUUUGGGGAUAUUCCUAAUAGCUUUUGUAUGGUUUAUGAUAAUAUUUCUAUCUCUUAGUGGGGUGUUCCUAAUAUUCCCAUUAUCUAUUACUGAUUCUUCUCAAUGGUUAUUCAUGUGUCGUACUAUAUUUCUUUUUAGCACAGUAAAUGUUGUCUACAAUUACUACUUUUGCAUUUCAACAGAUCCAGGAUCUCCAUCAUCAAUAGAUGGAGAUUUUAGGGAAGGUAUAGAUAAUGUAAUUGAAAACGAACUAGGAGAUGAAAAUAGGUGUAUAAUGCUAAUGGAGGAAUCAAACAAUUGUAGAGACAAUAUUGGAAUAUCUCAUGGGAUAUAUAGGAAAUGUAAGAAGUGCGGAAGUAUCAAACUACCUAGGACACACCAUUGUUCAGUAUGUCGACGCUGCAUAUUAAAGAUGGAUCACCAUUGCCCAUGGAUAGGUCAGUGUGUUGGACUACAAAAUCAACGUUAUUUCAUUUUAUUCAUUUCAUGGUCCUUCAUUAGUUGUUUAUUAAUAUCGCUAUUUGCAAUGUCUAUCUUAUUUGAGAUUUUUGGAGUGAUGAUAAGUGGUAACAUGUCGUCUAAUUCAAUUACCUUGAAUGAUCCUAUCCUAAUACAAUGCAUAUUUUUCAGUUCUGUUGUAUCACUAUCAUUUACACUGGGUACUGGUUUAUUAUCUUGUUUCCAUAUUUACUUAUUGCUAACUAAUCAAUCAACAAUAGAAUAUAGGCAAAAUUCCUUUCUAAGAAACUACCUUGAAAAGAGAGGUAAAACAUGGGAAAAUCCGUAUGAUUUAGGUAUUAAAGAGAAUAUAAGACAAGUAAUGGGAACAAAUAACUUUCCUUUAUUAUUAUUUUCAUGUUUCCCAACACAAAGCAAAUCAGUAGAUAUAUCUACACCACUUGAUAUAAUUGUUUAA